Aspergillus welwitschiae is the source of this 300-nucleotide messenger RNA. RefSeq lists its product as uncharacterized. The record is from RefSeq and is a predicted model, not a curated record. NCBI's taxonomy places the organism in Eukaryota, Fungi, Ascomycota, Eurotiomycetes, Eurotiales, Aspergillaceae. The transcript has a single exon. The coding region runs from base 117 to 272 and encodes 51 amino acids.
CCCCAAUUGACCGAACUUUCCUCCCCUAUUAACCGUCUAGUUAGUCAAUUGCCCCUUAAACUACUACCACCUACGCAGUCCCAAGAUACCUAAGUAAGUAACAGGUAUCACCCAAAAUGGGACAGGGGAAGACCGACUCGGAUACAGAGGCAAAGACAGAGAGAAACAGAGUGAAGAUGAGUGGGACUUCAAUCCUCGAUUGCUUUCCCUUUUCGGUCUUUAAUUUUAAUUACUAUUAUCUGUCGGGGUCCAUGGAUUGCGCCGUGCGCUGAUCGAUCGGGCUUUUGCCUAGACAUGGAC